AUUAUAGCUGACAAUUAAAAAAUAUAAUUAGUAAAGUUCGAAAGAUGAUAAGUCAAAUAGUUGACAUGCUUUUCGUCCGUUCAUAAUUACAGCAAGUCGUAUGUAGUUUUUCGUCUACUAUACAGUGAUUUUAUCAAACUUUAUUGGCAAUCUGAGAGCCCAUAUAAAAUAAUAUUAUCUUUGGAAUAAUGACACGUGAAAAAUAAAAAAAGAAAUCAAACUGCACUGGAACAGUAAGAAGAUUGAAUCUUCUAUUCCGAAAUAAUGAAUGCGAGUUCUACAGAAACAGGAAUAGAUUUUUAUAAAAAAGUUGCUGCGCAGACUCCAGCCUGGUUUCAUUACGUAACUGGUAUCAUAUUACUUAUAACAAACAUAGGAUCUGUAGUAACGAAUGGAUCCGUUCUUAUUGUACUACUCGUAAAAAGCCGAAAGCUGUUGAUCCGAACUAACCUAUAUAUCGCAGCCAUAUGCCUCAAGUCGUUCUUGAUGUCAGCUUUUGGUGUUCCAAUGGUGGUCGUGUCGUGUUUCAAUAAAUGGUGGUUUUUCGGUGAAGCCGGAUGCAAGUUCUACGCUUUUCUGAUGUCAUAUGGCGGAUUAGCUAAUAUGUUACUUUUGUGUAUGAUUUCCGUCGAGAGAUACAUUUAUGUGGUAAGACAUGGACUUUCACAACAUUCAUCUUCGACGUUCAGUAUCGUUUCCAUUACUGUAUCAUGUGCUAUUGCUUUUGGUUUUGCCGUUGGUCCAAUCGCCGGAUGGAACCAGUACACGUACGAAGGCGUGGGAACGUCAUGCGCAAUGGACUUAAUCGGAGAAGAAUACAAUGGCCGAUCGUUUAUGAUAGCAUUACUAGUCAUCUUUUUUGUCCUACCUGUUAUUAUAAUGACAUUUAACUACGGAUCAGUGUAUGCUAAGGUAAUAAAAGAAUCCAAACCUCAUUUAAGAUCCAGCAAUAACCAACAAUUAAUGAAGAAAAUAAAGAAGUUGACGAUGGAAAAAGAAUUGGCGAUUACCGUUGUCAUAAUUAUAGGUUUUUUCCUGUUGUGUUAUUCACCCUACGCAAUCUUGCUUCUGUGGAAACUAGCCGACAAAGACAGCGACAUUGAUCCUAUGUUAAUGGCCGUUCCUGCCAUGGUGACAAAAAUCGGUGGAAUGUUAACACCAUUUGUUUAUUUGGGACGUAAUAAAACUAUUCGGUCUAAAGUCUUAGAUUUGUACGCAUGCUGCAAAUUAAGUUAUACAGUUUCACCAGAGAUUGAUGACGAAGAACCACCUGAAAACCAAAAACUACAGUCAAAAUCACGCAAACUUAAAGCCAUAAUUAAAAAUCUAACAAGUACAGAAAUUAAAUACAAGUCGGAAGAAAACACAGAAGGUCACCUAGUGUCAAAGGUUAAUCCGAGUGGUAAAUGUCAAUCACUUGCAAGUAUACAAAGCAAUGAGGCACUAGAAGUGACGUCAUCAAAUAGACAUUCAGAGUUUAAUAUAAAACAGUAUACAACAGUAUAACCAGCCAUAGAACUGAAACUUUAGCAUAGACUGGAAGCUUGGCUAAAAAUAGGAUUAUAUAGAAAUGGAGAAUGUCGUCAAAGCGAGUUGAAUACCAGUGUUUUUAGUAUUUAGAUGAAUACCAAUGUCUAAUUCACAAAUAAUAGUAGAUUGGCUUGCGUUAUAGAUUUUAAGUGCUGACGUAUUAUAUCUUUUUAUUUACUUUGCAGGUAUUCAUUUAUUAGUCUGUGUGCUAUCAUGUUCCCCCUUGGUCGUAUGGAAUUGUAUUUUGAUUUCGAAUUUGAUUCGGAAAAUGUGCAUCCAGCCAUUCGGAUUUUAGCCUUGGGUGUUCCUGGUGAUGCAUGCGCAAUUAGGACGGAAGAUGUCUAUUCAGUGUUGUUUUCAUUGUGUUAACCCUUAUAUUUAUAUUAAAUUAACUUUUAUUUAUAUAGCUUAUACUUUUUAUGAAAGUGUAUACAAGAAUGAAGUUUUUUUGACUGUUUGUACUAUCAACUACCAUAAUGUUAGUUUGCGUCUGUAUCAGAUUUUAAAACUAUUAAUAACUUUUUCGUUGGUGUCGUUGACAUAUUUAUUUAUUUAUUUGUAUGUAUGUACUUUUGUUUGAUUUGUUUAGUCAGUUAUGUUGGAUGUCUGUGAUUGGUGCCAAUUAUUGAUGUACUAAGUUUUUAAUAAGUGAAGUCAUAAAAUAGAUCAAACUUGAAGUCAGAAGAGCAUUAGUUUAGAAACAACAUAAGCUAUAAAUAUUAAAUGGUAAUACAGCUUUUUUUUUUAGAUAAUU
Messenger RNA from Mytilus trossulus (common blue mussel), 2284 nucleotides. RefSeq names its product green-sensitive opsin-like. NCBI's taxonomy places the organism in Eukaryota, Metazoa, Mollusca, Bivalvia, Mytilida, Mytilidae. Bases 265 to 1506 code for a protein of 413 amino acids. The record is from RefSeq and is a predicted model, not a curated record. Gene Ontology annotation, cellular component: membrane. The transcript is spliced from 5 exons. Gene Ontology annotation, biological process: G protein-coupled receptor signaling pathway. Gene Ontology annotation, molecular function: G protein-coupled receptor activity.